AUGCAGCAGAUCCCGCUGUGCGCCGGCUGCAACCAGCACAUCGUGGACCGGUUCAUCCUCAAGGUCCUGGACCGGCACUGGCACAGCAAGUGCCUGAAAUGCUCCGACUGCCAGACGCAGCUGGCCGAGAAGUGCUUCAGCCGCGGGGACGGCGUCUACUGCAAGGAGGACUUCUUCAAGCGCUUCGGGACCAAGUGUGCCGCCUGCCAGCAAGGCAUCCCCCCGACCCAGGUGGUGCGCCGGGCCCAGGACUUCGUUUACCACCUGCACUGCUUCGCCUGCAUCGUCUGCAAACGGCAGCUGGCCACCGGCGACGAGUUCUACCUCAUGGAGGACAGCAGGCUGGUCUGCAAGGCGGACUACGAGACGGCCAAGCAGAGAGAGGCCGAGUCCACGGCCAAGCGGCCCCGCACCACCAUCACGGCCAAGCAGCUGGAGACCCUCAAGAACGCGUAUAACAACUCGCCCAAGCCGGCGCGGCACGUCCGGGAGCAGCUUUCCUCGGAGACGGGGCUGGACAUGAGGGUGGUGCAGGUCUGGUUCCAGAACCGCAGGGCUAAGGAGAAAAGGCUGAAGAAGGACGCGGGGAGGCAGCGCUGGGGUCAGUACUUCAGGAACAUGAAGCGGUCCCGGGGGACCUCCAAGUCCGACAAGGACAGCAUCCAGGAGGAGGGACCGGACAGCGACGCGGAGGUCUCCUUCACAGAUGAGCCCUCUAUAUCUGAGAUGAGCCAUUCCAAUGGGAUUUACAGCAAUCUCAAUGAAGCAUCCCCUGCUCUGGGUAGACAGGCUGGGACCAACGGCAGCUUUGCUCUGGAUCACAGUGGCAUCCCAGCACAGGACCAGUACCAUGACCUGCGAUCCAACAGCCCCUACGGGAUACCCCAGUCACCAGCUUCCUUGCAAGCGCUGCCAGGCCACCAGCCUUUAAUCUCCAGCUUGGUUUACCCAGACAACAGCUUGGGCAUCAUGGGACAAAGCGGACAGGGGGUGCCCCCAUCCAUGAGGGUUCUGGCUGGGAAUGGACCCAGCUCCGACCUCUCCACCGGCAGCAGCGGGGGAUACCCGGAUUUCCCCGCCAGCCCGGCCUCUUGGCUGGAUGAAGUCGACCACGCUCAGUUUUGAUAGGGGGUUCAUCACCAUGCAGUGCAAAGGGAAAGAACUCGGUGCUGUAAAACGUCAUCUGCCCCUGGAAAUGAAGGAGGGACAAACUGGGACUGCUGAGUGGGGCAGGGAAGCAUCAGGACAUGGAGAGAGCGGAUGCGCUUUUGGAUGGUGACCCAAAGGCAGGGGCUGGAGCCCAGUAGGGAAGGACAGUUGCAGUGCAGUGACGGGCACAUGGAGCGUCCAAGCCCAUUCUUGUGUCUUUACUAAACACCGAGGCUUGUGCUUUACAGAUUUGAUAUGAGGUAUUUUGCUUUCUGUUGUCAGUGCAUUCCCCAAAGCGAGGACUUGUUUCAUCACCCAUCCACAUCAAAACCUUUUUAAGAGAAAAUAAAGCCCUCAUCCACGGUAAAAGGUGUGACAAUGUCUAUAUUUCUAUAGGAGAAAUGUUAAUAGUGAAUCACAUCAGAAACCCAUGGUAGGAAACUGUUCUUCCAGCAGGUAUUUUAUAUCCAAUGCGGUAUGUAAUGUUUCAUUUUGAAUUUACAUUAACUUUUCUAUAAUGAAAUGCUCUUUAAGUUGCCAAUCACUUCCCAGCAACCCUUUUCCUUUGUCAAACGGGAACCAUAUGUUAA
Neopsephotus bourkii (Bourke's parrot) is the source of this 1739-nucleotide messenger RNA. RefSeq names its product LIM homeobox 3 (gene LHX3). Lineage: Eukaryota; Metazoa; Chordata; Aves; Psittaciformes; Psittacidae. Gene Ontology annotation, biological process: regulation of transcription by RNA polymerase II; neuron differentiation. The record is from RefSeq and is a predicted model, not a curated record. Gene Ontology annotation, cellular component: nucleus. Gene Ontology annotation, molecular function: DNA-binding transcription factor activity, RNA polymerase II-specific; RNA polymerase II transcription regulatory region sequence-specific DNA binding. Bases 1 to 1125 code for a protein of 374 amino acids. The transcript has 6 exons.